Molecule: messenger RNA, 4173 nt
Organism: Closterium sp. NIES-65
Lineage: Eukaryota; Viridiplantae; Streptophyta; Zygnematophyceae; Desmidiales; Closteriaceae
Source: the annotation of a GenBank genome assembly
AUGGGUGUGUCGCAGCGCACACUCCCACAGAAUGGCUUUGCCACACUGCAGCUUCUGCUCCUUCUUCCCCUCAUCCUCCUCUUAAGCCCACAAGACCCAUGCACUUCGUUCAAGCGCUGUGAUCCCUCGCCGCAGUGGGCGGCAAAUGUUGUCGUCACGCGCACGACCAAUUCCACAGUGCGACCCCUUCCCGCCAAGGUUCCGAGCGGCUCGGCUCUGGCGACCAGUCUUAACAGCGCGGACGCGGGCGUUAAACCCGUGCUAGUGAGCAGCACGGUUAACGUGCGAACAGCAACAUCAGGAGCCGUAGAAACGGUGCUGGAAGUGACGGAGUUGAUUCCGGCGUGGAUGGCGCAGGGCCGUGCUAAGGUGGCGGGCGGGAGCGAAUUUCCGCGGAAGGAAAGCGCGGAAGGAGAUAAUAGGAAAGAAGGGGGGAAGCGAGGGGGAGGGGCCGUAUACGUGGGGAGUGAAGCUCGAGGGGACCGGGGGCUGAUGGAAGCUGGAGCGGAUGAUAAUUUUGGCGGCGCGAAUGGCAACCCUAUGGCUGACGUGGACAGGACGAAAGAAGCGGAACAGCCUAUUCUGCUCUCCUCGUACGUUGCCGCGAUCAGCGAGGGCGGGGCUUUCCCCCAGGUGGGAGAUACUGCGGGGCACGCGCAAACGGGGGGUGUUGGCGCAAGGACAAGGCGCGCCGUGGGAGGUGCGCAGGUCUCUAGCGCGGGAAGAGAGGUUGGGGCCGCGGACUACGGCGGAGAGGACCGUGCGGUGGAUGAGUAUCACGGGGGGGGUGACGACACGGGGCUGCUGGUGGCGGAAGUGCCGCAAGCUGAUCGCGACGGCGACAGCGAUGGCGACGGCGACAGCGACGGCGACAGCGAUGCCAACGGCGGUUCUGAAAUUGACCAUGGGAAUGUACCCGGUUACCUUCGGAAUACCGAUGGAUUUCCGGACGGGGAGCAGGAGGAGCAAGAGGCGCACGGGGAGGAGUUCGGGGAUAUGAGCGACGCGGCCGCCGUGCGAACUUCUUCCACGUUCGCGCCCAACCCUCGCCGAAGCGGCACCAGCUUAGGCACGGUGCAUCCCAGGCCUAACUUCCGAGCCAAGCCACUGCUAGGGAGCAAGGGUGGUCCCGUGGGCGCAUCUGCCGGUUCGUCCGUUGGUUCGUUGACUGCUCCGGGUGAUGUUAACUCAGCCGCGCCGAGCCGCAAGCAGGAGCAGCAGACGCAGCAGCAGAAGCAAACACUGGUCCCUUCAACCUCACCCUCCCCAACCAAAUCCACCAAUCCGUCAUCUCACCUCCCCAAACGCAUUCCACCGAAAAAUCCGGACGAUCCUCUUGGCAGUGAGCCCGAUUUCACUCUUCCCUCCGCUCCCACGUCCCCCGCACCUCCCGCCGCAACUCCCGCUCCGCGGGCGCCGCGCACGCCCUACCCCGCAACGCCGUCGCCCCCCGCACGCGCGCCGGCGGGGGGAGGGGGGAAUGCUUCCGCCGACCCUGAUUCGGGUUUCAGCGACUCGUCGGAUCAGCAAAGAGCGCCGUCAAAUCCGCCGCAAACCCCGCCAAACGCAACCUCCCCCAAUCGCAAUGCCUCGAAGAACGUACCACGCGUUCCCUCCCGCCCCGCCACGACGUCCCCCUCCCCUUCUGCCUCGAGUUCCCCCUCUCCCCGCGUCCCCUCCUCGUCGUCGUCCCCGUCGCGCCGCCCCGCUAUGGUGCUACGCGUUACCGUUACAAGGUUGGUCGCGGCGGGAGUCACGGCGUACGAGUGCGACCCGUUCCCCGCGUGUCUCUUCAAAACCCCGACUUGCACGGCGCGCGCGCAAUCCGCCCCGACGCAGGCCUCCGCGGCCUCCGCAGACCCAGCGGAAGCAGAGGUGAUAUUGGGAGCGGAAGCGGAAGAGGACACUCCCGCGGAAGAGGAUAUUCCCGCAGAAGCUGGGGAUGCGGGGGAAACGGAGCGGCUGGAUGGUCACCCUAGCGAGGUCUCGUAUGGGUGGCUCGACGAAGCUCGAUUAAUCAGCAAACACGACGCCGGCGGCAAUCCCGGUGUGACGGUCCAGAGCGUUGAGAACGCUGCCGGCGGUCACGGCGCCAAUGCCGGGGGAGCUGGGGAUGCGGAUGGGGAGGGGGAGGAGGGUGGCGUGCAGUGGGUGUCGGUAUCAGAUUAUAUUCCUAGUAUCGGAGAAGUUAAAAAUGAUGACUAUGGCAGCGGCGGCGGCGGUGAAGGCGGCGGUGGUAUUGGUGCCCCCAGUGGGGUGGGGAAACGAGCAGGACGGUCCAUAGCGGUUGCUGCUUCGUACUCUCCAAUCUCUCCUCUCUCCCCUGCAUCUCCUGCCCCCUCUGCCGCUUCUUCGCCGGCUACCGCCUCUGCUGGCGACAGUAACCACGGCGACGACGAGCGCGACAACAACGAGGAUGAUGGUAAUGAUGAUGACGACAAUGGCGGCGCGGGAGAGGAGGACGAGUUCGGGUGGAGAGGCGAGAACGGCCAAGGAAUCGUCUCCUUCUUGGCUCUCGGCAAGGGCACCGCCUUCCGCGCCCGCACCAACCCCGAUGCGCGUUCCGCGGAUGCCUCCUCCUCGUCCUCCGCUGCUGGCGGCUCUCGGCGGGAGUCUGGCGUGCAAGCCUCGUCUGUCGCUGCUGCUGCCGCCCCUGCGUUUGGCAACACCAGUGCCGGCAGCAGUGGCCCCACUCCUCCUACUGACAGCGAGGGUGAGAGCGAGGGUGCGGGUGUGAGUGACCGGGCUGACCUGCUAAGCCCACAACAGCAGGACCCCGCCUCCCCCGACCCUCUUGCUGCCUUCGAACCUGACUCGCACAUGCAGCCCUUCUCCCCGGGGAAAGAAUCAGACCUGCCAUUCCGCUUCGCGCGCGGCCAAGAGUACCUCGUGCCCGUGCCCCACAUCCCCCCGGACCGCCAGUUCUCUGUCAAGCGGUACGGAGCGGUGGGGGACGGUAAGAAAGACGACACGCGGGCGUUUAAAGCGGCGUUUGUGGCGGCAUGCAAGCUGGGUCGGUUGAGUUCGCGUCCCACGGCCGUGGUGGUGCCUAGCGGGCGGUACAGCGUGGGAUAUCUGCGAUUCGUGGGGCCGUGCGGAUCCCGACUGGUGUUCCAGCUGGAUGGCACCAUACUGGGACCACACGACCCCUUCCACCCGCCGGUGCAGCUGGGAGUGGUGCACUUCCUGGGCGUCAACGGGCUCAUGGUGUCGGGCCGCGGCGCCAUCGACGGCCGCGCGCAGCGCUGGUGGCAGCUGUGGAACGCGCACCGCCUGCCCGGGUCGCUCAGGCGCCCAUACCUGCUUGUCGCCGACAUGUGCCACAACUCGGUGGUGCAGGGGAUCACUCUGCGGUGCGUGGGGGUGCAGACGUGCAACCCGGGCACGAUCCACCUGGAGAUAGCAUCGAGCAACUUCGUGAAGGUGGUGAACGUGACGACGGACAGCCCCUCAGAGAGCCCCAACACCGACUCCAUCCACAUCACCCGCUCCACACAAGUGGCUGUGCAGCGCUGCACGCUGCAUGGAGGCGACGACAACAUAGUGAUAGAGGACGGCACGUCACACGUGCUCAUCUCCGACACGUGGUGUGUGGCCGGCCAUGGCAUCAGCAUCGGCAGCCUGGGCGACCACGGGGACACAGCAUGCGUGGCCAACAUAACGGUCACGCGGGUGGUGCUCAAGGCGCUCUCCAACGGGCUGCGCAUCAAGACGUACCAGGGCGGGUCGGGCAGCGUGCGCGACGUUGUGUACCGCAAUGUCUUCAUGGUGGAUGUGGAGCGACCCAUUGUCAUCGACCAGAGCUACUGUGACAAGCGCCAUGUGGACGGAAAGUGCGGGGAAGGUUCCUCCAAGGCCGUGGCAGUCUCAGGAGUGUCGUACAGCAAGAUAGUGGGCACGACCAAUUCCUCCGACCCCAUAGGGAUUAUUCUCAACUGCUCGUCCUCAGUGCCCUGCCGCAGCAUCUCCCUUCAAGACAUAGACCUGCGCUCCUCCUCGUCGCGCUCGCGCCCGCUCGUGCCGCAAGUGAGCAACGUGUUUGGCGCUGUGAGGAACGUGCGCGCGCCGCUGCUGCUCGCGGGGAAGGUGAAGAACGGGCCCGUGCCCGCACAGGCAGCAGCCAUGGCGGAGCAGAUGGGCGCCAUGUGCAGACGUGGAGUGUACCGCAAAUGA